CAAAUGCAAGCAGAUGAUCGGAGGAAACUUCAUUGUUUACGUAAAAUAAGUAUUUGGAGGCAUGCAUGAAAUGGGAGAAAAUUGUGAGGAAGAUGAAACUGACUGCCACUGUUUUCUAGUUUCUUCCAAAGAAAAGACAACCCUGCCAACAUCGAGAUUUUAACGUCGGAUUUGGAACAUCCAGCUUAGACAUGUCGCCACGCCACGCUGGGGCACCAUCACCACCACCACCGGCCGUCUAUAUAUUUGGGGACUCUACCCUCGACGUCGGUACCAACAACUUCAUACCCGAGUCCGCCGCAAGGGCAGAUUUCUAUUUCAAUGGUAUCGAUUUCCCUUACUCGAAGCCAACAGGGAGGUUCAGCAAUGGCCUUAACACUGCUGAUCAGAUAGUGAGACUGUUGGGUCUAAAGAAGAGUCCACCACCAUUUUUGUACCUUGUCAAUGAUCCAUCCAAUUUCCAGAAGAAUAUACUGCAAGGUGCCAACUUUGCCUCUGGAGGAUCCGGUGUUUUAAGAGAUACUGGAAAGGCAAAAAGGGUGAUCCCAUUGGAGGAGCAGAUCCAACAUUUUUCAACCAUUCGUUCAAACAUAACAAACAUGACAGGGAGUGAAGAAGCAACCGAUAAAAUCCUGUCGAAAGCAUUCAUUCUUAUCAGCAUUGGAAGCAACGACAUGUUUGAAUAUCUGCUUAACCUCAGCAAACCAAUGUCCUUAGCGGAGUUCAAUGCGACCCUUAUAUCCACAUACGAAUACCAUAUAAAGACUCUAUACGAGCUUGGAGCACGAACGUUCGGCAUUUUAACGGUUCCACCAAUCGGGUGUACCCCAUUUGCUCGAGCUGUCUUCACCGGUAACAACAGCUGCUUCGAACCAGCUCAAGCGAUGGCAGUACAAUUCUAUUUCGACGUUGGGAGCUCAUUAGAACAGUUCAGCUCCACUGUCCAAGACAUGAAGUAUUCGGUGGGGAAUACGUUUUUGAUGACCCGUGUUUUGACGGGGGACAUGUUGGCCUUUGGUUUGAAGAACAUUGCAGCUGCAUGCUGUGGGAAUGGGACUUACGGUUGCAAUCAAACGGCAAGCUUUUGUUCGAACCGUGACGAGUACUUGUUUUGGGACCAGUUUCAUCCGACACAAAGGGCUUCGGAGUUGGUUGCCUUGACUCUGUUUGGUGCAGCAGAGCCAAUUAUGGUUCCCAUGAAUUUCAGUCAGUUGCUGGGGGUUAACAUUUAG
Messenger RNA from Gossypium arboreum, 1232 nucleotides. RefSeq names its product GDSL esterase/lipase At5g33370-like. NCBI's taxonomy places the organism in Eukaryota, Viridiplantae, Streptophyta, Magnoliopsida, Malvales, Malvaceae. Gene Ontology annotation, molecular function: hydrolase activity, acting on ester bonds. The record is from RefSeq and is a predicted model, not a curated record. Bases 192 to 1232 code for a protein of 346 amino acids. The transcript has 5 exons.